UUGGCAUUGGCAGUUGGCUUCGCUGUCAAACGGAAAAUGGCAGCGACGAGUGUUGUCGUUCUCGACAGAGGCAAUAAUACAACUUGUACCGUAAAUCUUUUCGGUGCCACAGUAGUAUCAUGGCGUGUGAACAAUCAAGAACAAUUAUUUGUAAGUAAACAAGCCGUGUUCGACGGCAAAAGGGCGAUACGAGGAGGAAUUCCGUUCGUGUUUCCUCAGUUCGGCCAAUGGGCAUUCGGUCCGCAGCACGGGUUCGCGCGGGUGGCGCGCUGGCACGUGGAGAAGCUGCCAGAACGGCUGGCAAGCGGCGACGUCGAGGCCAUCUUCAGCCUCAUGGACGAUGACUUUACGCGCUCCAUGUGGCACUUUCAGUUUAGACUGACGUACCGACUGAUCCUGCGCGAGAAGGAGCUGCAUUUCAACAUCGGCGUGUACAACCCCAGCAAGGAGCUGACGUUCAGUUGCCAGCUGUUGUUGCACACCUACUUCAAGGUGCCCGACGUCCGCCGCUGUCAGAUCACAGGCAUGCACGGCUGCAUGUUCAUUGACAAGACGCGCGAGGGUGCAGUGUACCAGGAGACGCGCGAGGUGGUGACCAUCAACGAGUGGACGGACCGCAUCUACCAGAACACGAUGCAGGAGCACAUCAUCACCAACGUGGUCAGCGGCCGCAAGAUGCGUAUACAGAAGUACAACUUCCCUGACACAGUGAUCUGGAACCCGUGGUCGGAGUUCGCGAAGGAGAUCGGUGAUUUUGGAGACGAUGAGUUCCCCAACAUGGUGUGUGUGGAGGCGGGCCGUGUUGCUGCACCCAUAGUGCUGCUGCCAGGCACAGCAUUCGAGGCCAGCCAGAUACUGCAGGUGAUGUAGGCGUUUUGGUGUAAGGUCAUACUCAGCCGUCCACGUGGUGUCACCCCCCCCCCCCCCUCCCCCGACACAAAGUGCAACCGAUUCUAACACCUAUUGUUAUUACAAUAAUCACCUUUUUAGUUUGCAUACUGUUGCUAAGUAAUUGCUGUAAUCUGAGUCGUUAAGUGGUCCUUAUUGUAGACUACACUGAUAAGC
Papilio machaon (common yellow swallowtail) is the source of this 1065-nucleotide messenger RNA. RefSeq names its product glucose-6-phosphate 1-epimerase. The coding region runs from base 37 to 870 and encodes 277 amino acids. Gene Ontology annotation, molecular function: carbohydrate binding; isomerase activity. Gene Ontology annotation, biological process: carbohydrate metabolic process. The record is from RefSeq and is a predicted model, not a curated record. The transcript is spliced from 8 exons. NCBI's taxonomy places the organism in Eukaryota, Metazoa, Arthropoda, Insecta, Lepidoptera, Papilionidae.